Molecule: messenger RNA, 219 nt
Organism: Prunus armeniaca (apricot)
Lineage: Eukaryota; Viridiplantae; Streptophyta; Magnoliopsida; Rosales; Rosaceae
Source: the annotation of a GenBank genome assembly
AUGUACUUGUAUUCGAUCUCCAAGCAACAGGGAACCUUUGGCUGGGUACAAGCCAAUUGUCGGAGGGCAAAGGAGAGAGAUUAUUUUAUUGGGCAUAAGCUGAGUACGCAGAAGUCUUGGCGGAACAGAUGGUGCUUGGCCUAUGGUGAUUGGGAGUGUCCUCUAGGGAAGACCGUCUCCAGACACAUUCCAACCCACUUGCAGUCUAUAGGUCCUUAG